Molecule: messenger RNA, 3959 nt
Organism: Alligator sinensis (Chinese alligator)
Lineage: Eukaryota; Metazoa; Chordata; Crocodylia; Alligatoridae
Product: nodal modulator 1
Exons: 32
Coding region: 16-3585 (1189 amino acids)
Cellular component (GO): endoplasmic reticulum membrane
Molecular function (GO): carbohydrate binding
Source: RefSeq, a predicted model, not a curated record
AAUACACAAACAAGCAUGGGAAUAAUUGCUCUAAUCGAAGACAUCUCCUCUGUUAGGAGUCCUGGAUGCAGUUGCCUCUGCAACCUGAUUAAGUUAUAUACGAAGCACGGGACUCUGAAAUACCAAACGGACUGUGCCCCCAACAAUGGCUACUUCAUGAUUCCCCUGUACGACAAGGGGGAUUUCAUUCUUAAGAUUGAACCUCCCCUAGGGUGGAGUUUUGAACCAACUAGUGUGGACAUCCAUGUGGAUGGUAUUAAUGACAUUUGCACAAAAGGAGGUGAUAUUAACUUUGUGUUUACUGGGUUUUCUGUGAAUGGAAAGGUUCUUAGCAAAGGUCAAACAUUAGGUCCUGCUGGUGUCCAGGUUGUACUGAGAAAUGCUGGCAGUGAUGUAAACAUACAAGCUACUGUGACCCAAGCUGGAGGAAAGUUUGCUUUCUUUAAAGUGCUGCCUGGAGAAUAUGAAAUCUUUGCCUUUCAUCCCACCUGGGUAUUGAAAGAGGCAAACACAAUGGUGCGAGUGACCAAUUCCAACGCCUAUGCUGCUGCCCCUCUGAUUGUGGCUGGCUACAAUGUUUCAGGUUCUGUACGAAGUGAUGGUGAACCCAUGAAAGGAGUCAUGUUCCUCCUCUUCUCCUCCUCAGUCACCAAAGAGGAUAUUAUGGGCUGCAACAUUUCUCCAGUCGAUGGGUUCCAAGUGAGAGAUGAGUCUCUCUCCUACCUGUGCAAUGUUAUAUCAAAGGAGGAUGGAUCUUUCACAUUCCUCUCUUUACCAAGUGGAAAAUACACUGUGAUACCAUUUUACAGGGGGGAGAGAAUUACCUUUGAUGUUGCUCCAUCUAGACUGGACUUUGCUGUAGAGCAUGACAGUUUACAAAUUGAGCCUGUUUUCCACGUAAUGGGCUUCUCUGUCACAGGCAGAGUGUUGAAUGGCCCUGAAGGAGAAGGAGUUGCUGACGCUACAGUAACCCUUAACAAUCAAAUUAAAGUAAAAACAAAGGCUGAUGGCUCUUUCCGCCUUGAGAACAUAACGACAGGCACAUACACCAUUCACGCCCAGAAGGAGCACCUCUUCUUCGACACCAUUACAGUGAAAAUUGCACCAAACACCCCUCAGCUAGCAGACAUUAUAGCAGCCGGAUUCAAUGUGUGUGGUCAGAUUUCUGUAACUCGCUUUCCUGACACAAUCAAACAGAUCAAUAAAUACAAGGUUACCAUGAUAUCUCAAGAGACGGACAAAGCGUCAUUAGUUACAACAGAGACUGACCCUCAUGGAGCAUUUUGUUUUAAGGCAAAAUCGGGUACAUACAAUAUCCAGGUAAUUGUUCCAGAGACUGAAGCCAGGGCAGGACUGGCUUUGAAACCCAAAACAUUUGCAGUUACCGUUGCAGACAGGCCAGUGAUGGAUGUGACAUUUUCUCAGUUUCUGGCAUCAGUUUCAGGCAAAGUCUCUUGUCUGGAUGCUUGUGGUGAUCUGAUGAUGACUCUGCAGUCAGUGAGCCGCCAAGGAGAGAAGCGCAGCCUUCAGCUCUCUGGAAAGACGGACUCGGUGGUCUUUACUUUUGAAAAUGUGCUACCUGGCAAAUACAAAAUAAGUAUUGUACAUGAAGACUGGUGCUGGAAGAAUAAAUCUUUGGAACUGGAAGUUAUGGAGGAAGAUGUCUCUGGGAUAGAAUUCAGGCAGACUGGGUAUAUGCUGCGGUGCUCUCUUUCCCAUGCAAUUACACUGGAAUUUUAUCAGGAUGGAAAUGGACCGGAGAAUGUUGGUGUUUAUAACUUAUCCAAAGGUGUUAACAGAUUCUGUCUUUCAAAGCCAGGUGUUUAUGAAGUGACCCCACGUUCCUGUCAUCGAUUUGAGCAUGAAUACUACACUUAUGAUACGUCCUCUCCCAGUAUCCUGACCCUGACUGCAAUUCGGCACCAUGUCCUUGGGACAAUAACAACAGAUAAACUGAUGGAUGUGACUGUUACCAUUAAAUCAUCGAUUGACAGCGAACCUGCCUUAGUCUUAGGGCCCCUGAAAUCUCUGCAAGAGCUGCGCCGGGAGCAGCAGCUGGCAGAGAUUGAGGCUCGCAGACAGGAAAGAGAGAGGAAGGGGCAGGAGGAGGAAGGAACAACGCCACCCGUGCAAGAAAUGGUGGAUGAACUCCGAGGGCCAUUCGCAUAUGAAUUUUCAUACUGGGCAAGGUCUGGAGAAAAAAUCACUGUGACACCUUCAUCAAAAGAGCUGCUUUUCUAUCCACCUUCCGUGGAAACAGUUGUCAGUGGAGAAAGCUGCCCUGGGAAGCUGAUAGCGAUUCAUGGAAAAGCAGGUUUAUUUCUGGAAGGACAGAUUCAUCCUGAAUUGGAGGGUGUUGAGAUUAUCAUUGGUGAAAAGGGAGCAACUUCACCCCUUAUCACAGUUUUUACUGAUGACAAAGGCUCCUACAGUGUUGGACCACUCCAUAGUGACUUGGAAUAUACUGUUACCGCACAGAAAGAAGGGUAUGUCUUGACUGCAGUGGAGGGAACAGUUGGGGACUUCAAAGCUUUUGCUCUUGCUGGAGUGACUUUUGAGAUUAAAUCUGAAGAAGACCAGCCUCUUGCAGGGGUUCUCCUGUCCCUUAGUGGAGGUGUGUUCCGUUCCAAUCUCCUGACACAGGACAACGGCAUGCUGACCUUUUCUAACCUGAGUCCAGGGCAGUAUUACUUUAAACCGAUGAUGAAAGAAUUCCGCUUUGAGCCAUCUUCACAAAUGAUUGAAGUGCAGGAGGGACAGAAUCUGAAAAUCAGGAUAACAGGUUACAGGACAGCUUACAGCUGUUAUGGUACAGUUUCUUCUUUAAAUGGGGAACCUGAACAAGGAGUUUCAGUGGAAGCUGUGGGACAGAAAGACUGUAGUGUGUAUGGAGAAGACACAAUAACGGAUGAAGAGGGUAAAUUCAGGCUGCGUGGACUUCUGCCUGGCUGUGUGUAUCAUGUCCAACUCAAAGCUGAAGGCAAUGAUCAUAUUGAAAGAGCCUUGCCCCAGAAUCGUGCAAUUGAGGUUGGGAAUAGAGACAUCGAUGAUGUGAAUAUUAUAGCAUUUCGACAGAUUAACCAAUUUGAUUUAAGUGGAAAUGUGAUCACUUCUGCAGAGUAUCUCUCUACCUUAUGUGUGAAGCUUUACAAAAGUGAAAACCUUGACAAUCCAACUCAUACAGUCUCCUUAGGCCAGUCCCUCUUCUUCCAUUUCCCACCAUUGCUCCGGGAUGGAGAGAAUUAUGUGGUGUUCUUGGAUUCCACUCUCUCCAAGUCCCAGUAUGAUUAUACCCUGCCUCAGGUUUCUUUCACUGCCAUUGGUUACCACAAGCACAUCACUCUGGUCUUCAGUCCGACUAGAAAGUUGCCUGAACAAGAUAUAGCCCAAGGAUCCUAUAUCGCAUUGCCGCUGACAUUGCUUCUGCUGUUAGCUGGGUACAACCAUGAUAAGGUUAUUCCCUUGCUGUUGCAGCUGACGAGUCGACUGCAAGGAGUACGAGCAUUGGGACAGACAGGUUCUGACACAAGUGGCCCCGAGGAUGCGAAGAGACAAACAAAAAAACAGAAGAUGAGACGGACAUGAGGUGAAAGGAACAGUUGCCCAAAGUGACACUUCUGUCCAGCUGGAGCCCAAGGAGGUUUAGAAACAAGGCUACUAGACUGCAGUUUUGAUAGAAAGAUGUGGACUUUACAAUUUUAUUGUUGCUUCGUGAGCCCUUUGUCAGAGGAUCUCAGUUUUGGUUGUAAAUUUUCUAUGUUCUACAGAUUGCCUUGUUUUAAAAUGAUUAAUUGAAUGGCUGUAUUGUCACUCUGAGUGUAUCUUCAGCACUGAAGACCAUUAUUUCUUUUUCGUGUUGGAACAGCCUCCUAACAGGAGAACAAAAUGACAAAUUCAUCUUCAUGAAUCAUUAAUAGAGACAGUUCUAAUAAAAUGUGUCCGAUUUCCCUUUUAGUCUU